AUGGAAGAAAGAGAAGCAAAUAAAAUUAUUAGCACAAUAAUAACACAUGACGGGGCAUUUCACUUGGAUGAUGUACUGGCGUGUUUUAUGCUUAAAAAAAUAUAUCCACAUGCAAAUAUAGUAAGAACAAGGAAUGAAGAUAUAAUAAAAACAGGAGAUAUUGUGGUGGAUGUAGGAGGAGUAUUUGACCCAGCUAAUUUUAAGUAUGACCAUCAUCAAAGAGGGUUUAACCAGACAUACAAUGACAACUAUGAUAUAAAAAUGAGCAGUGCUGGGUUAGUGUACAAGUACCAUGGCAUGCAAUUUAUUAAAGCACUGGGUUUGGAUGUACACCCGGAUUUUGACUAUCUUCUUCUGCUGGGGUUACUUUAUGAGACAUAUUUUGUAUCUGUUGAUGCAAAUGAUAAUGGUGUUGACAUAUCGGAUGAUGUUCGGUAUAAUGAAAGGACUUUGGAUAAUGUAAUACGGUCGUUUGUUCCCUUUGAUAUUCCAGAGGGGGAAAGUAUUGAGUACGGUGAUAAAGUAAGAUAUGAAGCAUUUGAAAAGGCAAUGGAGUACAUUGGAAGUGAUUUAGUAAGACACUGCAAGUACUUAAUGCACCAGAUAAAUAAAGAUAAAAUGCCAAUACUGCAGAGCUUUAACCAGAUGAAAGAUCCAAGAAGUAGAUACAUUAUAAUGGGAUCCGGAGCAUACCCAGCGAAAGAAUUAAUUCAAUACUAUAAUACGUCACUAAACAGAAAUGUAUCAAUAAUUAUAUACAAAAUACGAUCAAGAGAGGGUACUAUAUACAAAUUACUGUGCAUUCCCAAGAAAGGCAUAAGAUACACACCAGAGAUACCUUUAUGUGAGGAGUGGAGAGGUCUGAGAAAUGAACAAAUGCGCAGAUUCCCAAAAUUAAAAAAGGCUUCUUUUGUGCAUGCAACUGGAUUCUGUGGGUCUGCAAUGGACUUAGAAACAGCAGAGUACAUGGCACAGAAGUCAAUUGAGGAGUAUUUGAAGAAAACCGUAUAAAUAAUAAGAUUUAGUUGAUUGUCGCUGUAAUAUGUGAAUGAGCCCUUCAAAUUAAUAAAUGAAAGAAUGUCCGU
Molecule: messenger RNA, 1085 nt
Organism: Nematocida parisii ERTm1
Lineage: Eukaryota; Fungi; Microsporidia
Exons: 1
Coding region: 1-1011 (336 amino acids)
Cellular component (GO): nucleus; cytoplasm
Source: RefSeq, a predicted model, not a curated record